GCGCAUAAAACGCCCACGGCUGUAAGAUCUCAAGGCAAAGAAAUGAAGAUCCGGAGUCAAACCUGUCAAACUAUAGGAGGCAAAAAGAAGCAUUUUAUCCCUGGAUACAACAAAAUCGCGCAUAUGACAUUCACUUGAUUUGGCGAUGUGAACAACACGCGGCGCAAAAAAAAAAAAAAAAAAAAAAAAAGAAAAAAAAAAAUUUAAUAACAAAAACUAUUCAUAAAUGUUUAGUCUAACUGUUAUUGUACUUUCCAUAAGGCAUGAUUCCUCCGUUUAACAUUUUAUUUCAUGCGAAGCAAAGACACUCAUGGGAUGUUGGACAACGAGUUUCAACUUCGGACACCUGAAGGCGCACUCCAAGGUGUCCGUUUUAUUUACCAUGAUCCUAAUUUUCACGUAUUUAUUCUAUUGCCUCACUGGAUACUGCGAUUCCAUGCCGACUCCACUGUACGUCCAUCAGAGGUUUAGAAGCAAACUUUUCCCGAAGGAAGGGAAUAAACUUCAGCCGGACGCGCACUGGAACAUCUCCAUCGUUCGCGAGCUCCCCGAGUCCAACAAGCUGGACUCUGAUGCGAAAGACGUGGAGGAUGAGAAACGGCAACGCGGUUUAGGUUAUGAAAACUUCAACAACCUGUCGGUGUCCAACAACUUUGGGACCAAAGAGUUUCCCCAGGCGAUUAUAAUCGGCGUGAAAAAGGGGGGAACUCGCGCGCUUCUGGAGUUCCUGCGCGUGCACCCCGAUGUGAGAGCCGUGGGUGCAGAGCCGCACUUCUUUGACAGGUUCUAUGACAAGGGUCUCCAGUGGUACAGGAGUUUAAUGCCUCGUACUUUAGAGGGCCAGAUCACCAUGGAGAAGACGCCCAGCUACUUCAUCACCCGUGAGGCCUCUCACAGAGUCUUCUCCAUGAGCCGUGGCACAAAGCUCAUCGUUGUCGUCCGAGACCCCGUGACCCGGGCCGUGUCGGACUACACUCAAACUUUGACCAAAAACCCUGGCCUGCCAUCUUUCCAGAAUCUAGUCUUCAAAAACUUCACCACUGGUCUCAUUGACACUUCCUGGAGUGCUGUUCGCAUAGGGAUUUACUCCAAACACUUAGAGAAUUGGCUCAGGUAUUUCCCGCUCUCACAGCUUCUAUUUGUGAGCGGCGAGAAGCUUGUAACCGACCCCGCUGGAGAAAUGGGGAGGGUGCAGGAUUUUCUGGGUCUCAAACGGGUGGUGACCAAUAAGCACUUUUACUUUAACCAGACUAAAGGCUUCCCAUGCCUCAAAAAGCCGGAAGGGAGCAGCAGACCACGAUGCUUGGGGAAGUCCAAAGGAAGACCUCAUCCAAACAUACCAGUGGAGGUGCUGCACAGACUCAGGGACUUCUACAGACCUUUUAACAUGAAGUUCUACCAGAUGACUAGUCAGAACUUUGGCUGGGACUGAAGAGUUGUGAUAAUGCAAUAAGGCAGUGAUUCCUUACUCCAGAAUUUGGAUGGGACCUCCAGACUGAUCGUUAUUAUACUAUCCUUAAAUUGACACACCUGGUUCAGUGUAUCAAGGGUUCGUUGACUGGUGGCUUCAUUAAAUCAUGUGUUAUUUCAGGGAUAAAAUGAAAGCAUUCUAUGAGGGACUUCCUGAGCAAAAUUUGGAAUUUAAUUCAUUUUAGAAAUUGAAUUGAAUUGGCCAUGGCCCAGAGGAUAUUGAAAUGGAAUUUUAAUGACAGGAAGAGGGAUUUGCGAAAUUGCCACUCAGAGAAAUUAAACAGAAGAAUUUUUCAAAAUGUUUACGUUACAUUUCUUCUCAACAGAUUUGACAUAUUUCUCUAAACUUACAACAGUAUCGUCACAGCCAUCAUAUUUGUUGUCAUACAGCAGGGUCAGAAAUGAACUUUUCCAUUAAGGGGUAAAGUUUGCCCCCUGGAUUUGAUUUUCAUGGGCAUUUUAUAAUUUAUAGGGCAUUUUUUUACAGGCUAUACCAAAUAAAAAUAUAAGGGGUCAUCCUUUUAUGUCUAAUACAUACAUUGUCUAUUUGUUCUUCUCAAUUUAUUUCUGCCAAAAAGAGUAAGAACGUGGAUGUUCUCAUUCAGCCGCCAUUAUAUAAUAGACACAAGCCACAGAGAAUAAUAUUCAAAAUGAAUAUUUUGCAUUAAAAAAAAUUAUUUUAAUUGAAAUUGGACUAUGUUAUGUUGCCUCUUUCAUUUAGAUUAUAGACCUACAUUCAUUUUCCUUGUAUGUUUUUUAAUGACUGGUGGUUAUUCAAAUAAGCAUUCAUGAAAUUCUCUCUAAGAUGUCUUUCCAUAGUAAACUGAGGUGUGUAACCCUGUCUUAUUUUAAACUCUUAUGUUUUCUCAAAAUAAUCAUUAGAGGUUUUAUACAGGAAUGAAUACAGGGCUAUGCAUUAUUCUGAAGCAAAUAUCUCCUCCUGAUUAAAACUGUUCUGCUUCUGCUGUAAAUUGCUAUUAUUUAUAUUUAAGAAUGUAAAUAUUUUAAAGGCAUUUCAUUUUGUUCAACAUGCCAGUGAUUUUUCUGGUUCCCCGAUUAUUGUUUUUGAUCUGCCAGUGUCCAAAUAUAUAUUUAAAAUCAAUGAGCAGCUUUUUUUUUUUUUUUUGCUUUUUUUUUUUUUUUUAACAUAAAUUAUCCUUUUAUCACAUUCUUAUAAUUUGUGUUUCUUCUCCCUGAUCAAAUAUAGAUGAGAUUUAUAUUAGCUAAUCAUUUUCAGUCAAUUGUAA
Myxocyprinus asiaticus (Chinese sucker) is the source of this 2717-nucleotide messenger RNA. Its product is annotated as heparan sulfate glucosamine 3-O-sulfotransferase 6-like. Bases 311 to 1432 code for a protein of 373 amino acids. The record is from RefSeq and is a predicted model, not a curated record. Gene Ontology annotation, molecular function: [heparan sulfate]-glucosamine 3-sulfotransferase activity. The transcript has 2 exons. NCBI's taxonomy places the organism in Eukaryota, Metazoa, Chordata, Actinopteri, Cypriniformes, Catostomidae.